This is a messenger RNA of Heteronotia binoei (common prickly gecko), 1521 nucleotides long. RefSeq names its product acrosin-like. Lineage: Eukaryota; Metazoa; Chordata; Lepidosauria; Squamata; Gekkonidae. Bases 24 to 1358 code for a protein of 444 amino acids. The transcript has 5 exons. Gene Ontology annotation, biological process: acrosome reaction; proteolysis. Gene Ontology annotation, molecular function: serine-type endopeptidase activity. The record is from RefSeq and is a predicted model, not a curated record.
CGGCCCCUGCUGCCCCCAAGAGAAUGUGGAGGCUGUUCUUCCAUUUCCUGACCCUGAUCACGAUCCGGCCGGCCCACGCCGUUGAGAGCAACUGCAAUGUUGUCUGCGGUCAACGCCCCUUGGCCCCCAGCCAUGGCCACUCAUCGCGGGUGGGGGGAGACGCAGACACGUUGCCAGGAGCGUGGCCCUGGAUGGUCAGUAUCCGAAGGCCUGUCGAGUCCGGCUACCAACAUACAUGUGGCGCGUCCCUCAUCAGCAGUAAAUGGAUCCUCACUGCGGCCCACUGCUUUAAACAAAGGAGGUCUCUUGAGAAUUGGGAACUGGCCUUUGGUGUCACGAAGCUCUCUCACCCUGGUCCCGAUGCCCAGAUGCGCUUCCCCAAGAGACUGGUGGAGCACCAGGACUACCAGCCGGAAACGGAAACCAACGACAUCGCCCUGGUGGAGCUUGACGAGCCCGUCCAGUGCAACGACUACAUCCAGCCCGCCUGCCUGCCGGACGGCACCAUGGACGUGUCUGAGAUGAACCAUUGCUACAUCAGCGGCUGGGGCUACAUCCAAGAGAAAGCUAAGAAUCCAUCUGACAUCCUGCAGGAAGCCAUGGUCAAUCUCAUUCCCCUGUCGCAGUGCAACGGCAGCCUCUGGUACAACGGCCACAUACAAGCCAACAACCUGUGCGCCGGGUAUGAGGAAGGCGGCACUGACGCUUGCCAGGGUGACAGCGGUGGCCCCCUCAUGUGCCGGGAAGAGCGGUCGGAGCGCUUCUGGGUCGUGGGCAUCACCAGCUGGGGGGCCGGCUGCGCCAGGUCCAAGAGACCAGGGGUCUACACCUGCACGAGGCACUUCUACGACUGGAUUCAGGCCUACGUCAAGGGAGAGAGUGCGGCCGAGACCGAGCCUCCGCCCCACACCACCCUCCCGCCCCAGCCACCCUUAGAGCAGCCAAGUUUGACCACCCAGCCUCAGACAGAGACGACACCCCCGACACAAGAGACGUCCACGACCGAGCUGCAGCCACCCCCACCCCCCGAGCCGGAGCCUGGGUCCCAGCCUCCAGCACAGUCAGAGGCCAACCCUGAGACGGUGCCCAUCCAAGCUGAGGAAAGACCCCCAGAACUUCCUCUGCCCACCCCGGCUGAAGCCGAGGAGCCCUCGGAACCCACCACAACCGAACCCACUACCACGCCUGAGACCACUACCACAACCACAACCACCACAACCACCACCACCACGCCUUAUCAGCCUUAUUACUGGACCCAGCCCCGCCGCACCCGCCGCAAGCGACCAAUGAUUGUCUCAGGGGCCUAUUAUGUCAGCAGUGGGUCCCAGAAGAAACCUUGGGAGAAACCCGGCUCCUGAGCAAAGGACUCAUCUUGACCCAUGCUGGGCCUCCAACUGUGUCCUCCCCUCCGUGAGCCACACAGCCCAGUGGCUGGAUCCACUGGUGUGGGAUGCCCUCGAAAGAGGCAACGCACACCAAGAAAUAGCCACAGUUACACAAAUAGAUAAAAUGAGAAUAUGC